Molecule: messenger RNA, 1191 nt
Organism: Helianthus annuus (common sunflower)
Lineage: Eukaryota; Viridiplantae; Streptophyta; Magnoliopsida; Asterales; Asteraceae
Product: glucan endo-1,3-beta-glucosidase-like
Exons: 2
Coding region: 26-1039 (337 amino acids)
Biological process (GO): carbohydrate metabolic process
Cellular component (GO): plasma membrane
Molecular function (GO): hydrolase activity, hydrolyzing O-glycosyl compounds
Source: RefSeq, a predicted model, not a curated record
AGAGAAAUUUCAUAUACCAAAAGUUAUGGCAUCCAAGCUUCUACUACUUGGUCUACUUAUAAAUCUUCUCAUAGUCAAAGAUGCACAAGCCGUAGGCGUAUGCUAUGGCCGAAACGGCGACGGCUUACCCUCCGAACGCGACGUGGUUAGCCUUUACCAACGAAACGGCAUAACCAGGAUGCGGAUCUAUGAUCCCCAUCAACCUACUUUGGAAGCACUAAGAGGAACCAAUAUCGAACUCAUGAUUGGCGUCCCUAACGACGCCCUACAAUCGCUUAACGAUCAAAAUAAUGCAAACACAUGGGUUAGAGACAACAUCCAAAGGUACUCCAACGUAAGAUUCCGAUACAUAGCCGUUGGAAAUGAAGUCGAUCCAAAUAACGGCAACAGUCGAUACGUACAAUACGUACUCCCGGCCAUGCGAAACAUCCAUACGGCCGUUCGAAAUGCGGGCCUCGGUAACCAAAUUAAGGUGUCUACCGCGACCUACACCGGUCUUUUAGGGAAGUCGUUUCCACCAAGCGAUGGCGCGUUUAACGACAACGUCCGAGGGUUUAUACAACCAAUAAUACAAUUCCUAGCACAAAACAAUUUGCCAAUGCUAGCCAAUAUCUACCCAUACUUUAGUGACCCGGGUUCGAAUCUCCCAUACGCGUUGUUCACCGCACCAGGGACAGUGGUGCGCGACAACAACAACGGUUUACAAUAUUCCAACCUUUUUGACGCCAUCUUAGACGCUCAUUACGCGGCUCAAGCGCGCCUUGGUGGCCCGAAUGUGGAGAUUGUUGUGUCCGAGAGCGGGUGGCCUUCGAGUGGGGGUCCGGUAGCGACGGUACAAAAUGCUGGAACUUAUUAUAGGAACUUGAUAGCACAUGUUAGAGGGACAAAUGGGACACCAUUGAAACGUGGAAGAUCUAUAGAGACAUAUUUGUUUGCAAUGUUUGAUGAAAACAGGAAACCUGGGAACGAGGUAGAGAGACAUUUUGGGUUGUUCACACCGGGUCAACAACCUAAGUAUGGUCAACUGAGCUUCAAUUAGCACAUUGGAUCGGGAUUUCUGAAUAAAGGAUAUAAAAUAAAAGAACUCUUAAAAGGGUUUUAUAGCUAUGUAACAAGUUGAAAAUGGUUUAAUAAAAGGGUUGAUUGGUUAUAUGUAUCAAUACAAACUCUAAUAAAAGUGUUUUAUGGCCA